Molecule: messenger RNA, 1189 nt
Organism: Triticum aestivum (bread wheat)
Lineage: Eukaryota; Viridiplantae; Streptophyta; Magnoliopsida; Poales; Poaceae
Product: translation initiation factor IF-2
Exons: 2
Coding region: 376-924 (182 amino acids)
Source: RefSeq, a predicted model, not a curated record
GAAGCUGUGGAGCGUUGGAUUCUGGCUGGGCGGUGGAUUGGAGCACGGUGACAUGCCAUCUGUCCGCUCGCCGGUGCUCCGGUGGAGAGGGGCGGCCAGCCCGGAUCUCCCCCGUCCGAGCCCGGCCUCGCCCCCCGCCGGUAGCGUGCGUAGGCAGUAGGUAAGGCCGCCGCCAUGGCCCUCCAUUGGGCGCCCAUGUGUUCCGCCACGAACUCUAGGGAUUUGGGGAUCGAUUCGGGGACCAAAUUGGGGGAUUACUGGAGCCUCAGGGAUGAUGCAGAUAAAUCGAUGAUGCGUUAGCCCCUCGAGGUCUAGCUGCAUGAAAUAGGCCAGGCAGAUUAUUGCCCAGAUUGGGCUGCAGGAUUCUCGUCUGCCAUGGGUGACUACACAAUCCGGAUAAGCACCAGCUUGAUCGAGCAGCUCGCGCGCGAUGACGAGAAGCAGGUGAAAAGGAGGACCAGGAAACCCAAGCCGAAGAAGGUGGUGGAGCAACCAGAGCAGCCUCAGGACAAUGGCAGGGAACUUCCAAGUGAACCCAAGAGCAGCCCUGCUCCUGUUUUGCCUUUUCCGCCACCCAUGUACCUACCAGUGACCCCCGCUCCUCCACCACAGUCUCCUGCAAUCCAGGAGGUGGAAGCCAUACGCACCGUGGUGGCGGAGAGCGAGAAGGUGCUGGAAAAGCUGCAGAAGAAGGAGGCGACGAUGCGCGAGGAGCUCACCAAGAGGGCCAAGGAGCUGCAUGACAAGGAGUUCAAGCUGCCCUACCAGAACCCCUCUCCGUGCACCGACGAGAGGGCCGGCUGCGCCGAGUGCUACAGGAGCAACGUACAGGACCCGCUCAAGUGUGCCGAGGCGGUCAAGAGGUUCGAGGCGUGCGUUCGCAUGGCGAGGCGGAGCGGUGGCGCCAUGGGAGCUGCUCAGUAGGCAGUAGCGCUGGAGGAGGGGUUGCGAGUCGGAGCGAGUGAGCCAAGUGUCGACCACACGAUUUUUCUUCUGUCGGGAUUGAUUGAUCGAAUAACCUGCCUGGAUUUUUGUUUGGUGAGACCUGAAAAACCAUCAGCUGUAGAUUAAUUCUGGUGAUGCCAUGAGUUUCCUUGAAUUUAGGGUGUGGCUCCAUGUUAAUUGCAUACUACAAAAUGAAACAUGAAUUGUGCUGCAAAAUUUGCAGGGUUCCUUGGAUUUUAGCCCG